GGAUAUUAAAAUUAAUAAGAGCAUGGAUUCGUUAUCAUGUCACUUGGGACUUUGAUUGGAGAGUUUCCCAGUGACGUAGCUGAUGAGAUAUGUGCAGCUUUUGCUAAUUUACCGCAGAAGGUAAUCUGGAGGUAUAAAGGGCACCGACCGGCCACUCUGGGCAACAACACUUUACAUAAAAGUAUAAAACAUCUUGUAAGACACAGAGGAACAAAUGCAAUAUAUGAGGCCAUAUAUCAUGGAGUACCAAUGGUAGGCAUUCCCAUUGUUUUUGAUCAAGCCGACAACCUUUCUAGACUCAGAGCAAAGGGUGUUGCAGAGGUUAUGAAUGUUUCUGAAUUGAACACCAAAAACUCCCUGAAUGUAAUGCAGGAGGUGUUGAAGGAGCCCUCCUACAGGAUGAACAUGCAGAGGCUCUCCAGGCUGCACAGAGAUCAGCCCAUGAAGCCGCUGGAUACCGCCCUCUUCUGGAUGGAGUUUGUCAUGAGGCACAAAGGUGCAGCUCACCUGAGAACAGAGUCCUACAGGAUGCCCUGGUACUCCUACCACUCUGUGGAUGUGAUGCUAUUUUUAUUGACAAUCGCAGUGGUUGCUUUGUUAUUGGUUGCUGCGUUACUGUGGUCAUGCUUUAGAUUGUGUUGUAAAAGAAAAGUAAAAUUGGAUUAA
This is a messenger RNA of Pungitius pungitius (ninespine stickleback), 666 nucleotides long. Its product is annotated as UDP-glucuronosyltransferase 2A2-like. Gene Ontology annotation, molecular function: UDP-glycosyltransferase activity. Lineage: Eukaryota; Metazoa; Chordata; Actinopteri; Perciformes; Gasterosteidae. Bases 37 to 666 code for a protein of 209 amino acids. The record is from RefSeq and is a predicted model, not a curated record. The transcript has a single exon.